Penicillium salamii is the source of this 1773-nucleotide messenger RNA. The record is from the annotation of a GenBank genome assembly. Lineage: Eukaryota; Fungi; Ascomycota; Eurotiomycetes; Eurotiales; Aspergillaceae.
AUGCGCAGCCUCAUCAGCCUGGCACUGCUUCCAUUAGCAGCGGCCGUCCCCCAUGCAACCCACCGCUCAGACUCCAACUAUGACUAUAUCGUUGUUGGAGGUGGAACCAGUGGUCUUGUGGUGGCAAACCGACUCUCCGAGCAAGAGAACAUCAACGUCCUCGUCAUUGAAGCUGGUGGCUCCGUGUAUAGCAACCCAAAUGUGACCGACACCCUUGGAUAUGGCAAGGCAUUUGGCACCGAAAUCGACUGGGCCUACAAGACGACGGAUCAAGAAUAUGGUGGAGGAAUUUCACAAACAGUGCGUGCUGGAAAGGCACUGGGUGGAACGUCCACCAUCAACGGCAUGGUUUACCUUCGCGCCCAGACUGCGCAGAUUGACGCCUGGGAGGCCGCCGGCAACGAGGGUUGGAACUGGAAAAACCUCUUCCCUUACUUUAAGAAGGGCGAGCAGUUCCAGAGCCCCGAAAAAUAUUCGUUCCUCGAUGGAUCUGGUGUCACAUAUGACCCGGCCUACCAUGGCUUCGAUGGUCCCUUGAAGGUCGGCUGGUCUUCAACUCAGCUGAACGAUGGCCUUGCGCAGAAGAUGAACACCACAUACCAGAACCUGGACGUUCCUGUUCAGUUCAACAAGGACCCCAACGGUGGAGAUAUGAUUGGAUACAGUCUCUACCCUAAGACCGUGGACUCUGAGUUGAACAUUCGCGAGGAUGCCGCCCGCGCUUAUUACUACCCCUACCAGAACCGGACCAACCUUCAUGUUUGGCUCAACACCCACGCCAAUAAGCUCACUUGGAAGGAUGGAAAAGAUGUCACUGCUGAUGGCGUCGAAGUGACACUCUCCAAUGGCACCACCACUGUCGUCAAGGCUUCUCGUGAAGUGAUUCUUGCUGCAGGCGCACUGAAAUCCCCAGUCUUGCUUGAGCUUUCUGGUGUUGGAAAUCCGGACAUUCUCUCCAAGUACGGCAUCGAGACCAAGCUCAACAUUCCUACCGUCGGAGAGAACCUCCAGGACCAAAUGAACAACGGGCUCCAGUUUGACGCAAAGACUAGCUACAACAUGAGUGCCGACUACGUCUCCUAUCCCUCAGCCGCUCAGCUCUUCUCCAACCACACUGCUGUCGGAAAUGAGCUCCUCCGCAAGCUUCCCGCUUACGCAGCCAAGGUUGCCUCUGCAAACGGUAACAUCACCAAGGCCCGUGAUCUGCAGCGCUUCUUCAAGAUCCAGUGGGACCUCAUCUUCAAGGCCGGUAUCCCGGUCGCCGAGAUCCUCCUCGAGCCCUCUGGAACCACAUACGACACUGAAUACUGGGGCUCUGUUCCCUUCUCUCGUGGAAACGUUCAUCUUUCUUCCGCUGAUCCCACAGUUGCGGCUACCAUCGACCCCAAGUACUUCAUGUUGGACUUUGACCUGCAUGCGCAGGUUGAGGCUGCACGCUUCAUUCGUGAAAUCUUCAAGACCGAGCCCUUUGCUAGUAUGAGUGGAGCCGAGACUAGCCCUGGUCUUUCUACUGUCGCUGCCACCGCUGGUGAUGAGGGAUGGUCCGACUUCAUCAAGCAGAACUAUCGCUCAAACUUCCACCCGAUCAGCACAACCGCCAUGUUGCCCAAGGAAGUGGGUGGAGUUGUGGACACUUCACUCAAGGUGUAUGGAACCUCGAAUGUCCGCGUUGUUGAUGCUUCUGUCGUGCCAUUCCAGGUCUGUGGUCAUCUGCAGAGUACUAUCUACGCGGUUGCUGAGCGUGCGGCCGACAUUAUCAAAAAGCAGCUUUAA